This is a messenger RNA of Spinacia oleracea (spinach), 2874 nucleotides long. RefSeq names its product transcription factor bHLH143. The record is from RefSeq and is a predicted model, not a curated record. The transcript is spliced from 4 exons. Lineage: Eukaryota; Viridiplantae; Streptophyta; Magnoliopsida; Caryophyllales; Amaranthaceae. Bases 937 to 2058 code for a protein of 373 amino acids. Gene Ontology annotation, molecular function: protein dimerization activity.
ACUCGUCCCUUUUUGACUGUUGUACUCACCCUCUUUUCUCUCUCCUCAACUACCAUUUUUUCUCCUGAAAUUCUCUCUCUCCUCAAUUUGCAGUUUGCAGUCAGCUAUUGGGUGAUCUGAUCAAAUCUCCCACCUUUCUUCUUCACUUGGAAUUGGUUGGAUCUUUAAGUAUCUAGGUGUAGUUAUUUCGCAAACUUGGGGAUAGGGAAGAAACAGCAUGCUUUGGUUCUGCUGUUCGAUUGAUGUUAAUCGCUGUGUUAUUUCUUUAAACUUGUACUGUAAGGUUAUCCUGUAAAGUUUCUCGCCCUUUGCCGUUAGUCUUUAAUAUAUCUUCAAGUGUUUUCCCCUAAUUUACCAUGGGUUCCAACCACGUCGCCACUGUCCCCUGGUUCUGGUACAUUAUCAUCUAAAUCUAAGUAAAGAUAUAGAGUUGAACUAGUUUAGAACUUGUAGUAUCUCUCUGUUUUCCUUAAUUGUCAGUAUUUUAGCUAGCCUUUUUCCACUUAAAUAUUCCUUAGGUACCACUUUCCUUCAGUAAUUCAGCCUCUUUUAUUUCCUAAGUUUUCAUCUUCCUUAAUCGUACUGGUGGUCGUAUAUUGUUUGAUUUUGAGGGUAUUAUCAGAAAGGUUUUAGUAGUAGUUAUGGUGUGUCAAGGAGCAAGCCAGUCAAGAUUUCGGGCAUUGAAGCAUGAGAAUGGAAUUGCGGGAAAAGCAACCAUCAUAGUUAGAAUUAUAGCUUGUUAUCAACUUUUGCAGGAUUGCCAGGCCGAAUACUUCCGUCAAUUGCUUAAACCUAUAACGUAGAUUGGAUUUGCACUAGGCGUUGUUUGUUUUCUGCUGAAUAUUUCGCUUUUUUUUCUUCUAUAUUGUAUUCUUGAGGGAGAGGCUGAAUAUAUCGUAUUGAAGCAUCUAUAAUAUCGGUGAUUUUUUCAGUUUAAUGGUUGAGCUGAGCAGCUCUUGGCUUUGGCAGCAACAUUUUCCUUCGGAAUCAUCUGUUUUCAGAAACCGUAUGAUUGCACCCGUUGAACACAGGCAACACGAGUUUUUGCCUGCUUCUAUAAACCCUUGUAGGGUUUCGUCAAACUUGGGUUUGAAUGGAUUCGGGUAUUCUGGAUUUCCCGAAAGAGGCCAUACAAUUGAAGGUACUGGCUCAAUACAAAAACCUGUUCCCCAUCAACUUACUCAAAAUCAAUGUCACGGAGAACAAAAUCCUGUGUUUCCAGCUAGACUUGAUGAGAAACCAUCAACAUGCGAAUUACCUUGUGCUCAACAGAAGAAGUAUCUCAUCUUUGACCGUUCUGGAAAUGAAACGAGGCUAAUCUUUAGUUCCCUGUGUCCUCGGGCGGAGAAUCUAACAACUCCCGUACCUGCUAGUCCUGCUUGGAAUCUUCCAGCUGAAGAGUCAUUUGGUGCAUACCACCAAUAUGUUGCUGAAAAACAAGGAAAAAUAGCUGAACAAGCUUGGACUAAGACACAUGCUUUAUGUGAAGAGUCAGGUGAGAAUGAAAUCAUCGAUGAAAUCAGUGAAAUGCGGGAGGACACUGAAGAAAUUAAUGCGUUGCUUUAUUCUGAGGAUGAUGAUGAUGAUGAUGAUGGCUUGGAUGAUGAUGAUGAUUGUGAUUGUGAAGAAGAUGAUGAUGAUGAAGUGAGCAGUGGUCACUCCCCAUUGGCCAAAGAGAUGAGAGAUUGUGAGAAGCAAGAGGAACAAGAGUGUGAAAAAGAUUUAGAUAAUGAAGUGGGUAGUUUAGAAAGAUGUUCAAAGCGACAGAAAGGUGGAGUACGAGAAAGUCCAGUAUAUUAUGAGGGCGUCAAAUCCAAUGACGGGGAUUUCAUGAAUGAGAGAAUGAUGUGGCCUACGAUUGGAAGCAAGAGACCUAGAAAGGAUAAAAUCCAUGAUACAUUAAGAGUCCUUGAGAGUAUAAUUCCUGAUUUGAAGAGCAAGGAUCCAUUAGUUAUCCUGGAUAAAGCAAUAAGCUAUCUAAAAGGUUUGAAGUACAAUGCUGAGACAAUGUCAUCAGAAGACCCAGAUAGCUCGAGCUCCUACCAACCUUUAAAUUGAACAUCCUCCGAGUCAUACAUUCGAAGCCAGAGUUAGGAACUCAAGCUUGUAAGUAGUUCCUUAUUUGAUGUUAUACUUACUUUUUCUUCUGCUGGGAUUGUACAUAAUUGCCUAAUAAACGCAUUGCAAUUCAAGAGUGUGCAUUGGUGGGUGAGAUAUGUGGCUCAGUGGUGGUUUUCAUGGUAGCGCGAAAUGAGGCCUCUUUCAUUGUCAAUGAGUAGUAAUACCUUUUGGGACGAACAAAAAGUCUUGAGAUUUGAACGCAUGGGAGAUGACUAGUGCUGUUGGGUUGUGCUGGAAAAUGACCAGGGAAGGGACCCUGGGAUUUGAAGGAAGAAAGAGACUAAUAUGGCUUCAUAAGGUGCAUGCGCAUUAAGUUAAAAAGGCCCCCCACUCUUCCUUCUCUUUCAUUUCAGCCUUGUUGAGCUUUCAUUUCUUUUAAGAGGCCCCCCUCUUUUGUUCUUUCUUUCUUUCUUUCUUUCUUUCUCAGCCAACCUUGUCUUAAAGUGAUCUCUUAGUGGUUUACUUAGUUACUGUCAUGAGUUUGUCUGUAAUAUAUAAAUUCUGUCUUGCUUUUUGUGAGUUUGUAUACUUGAUCCAUGUACUCAGUAUUGCUUCUUGUAGUUGCACACCCCCGGGGUGUGGUUUGGUUUAAGGGCCGAUUAGUGUCUUAUAAUGUAAUAAGAGUACGUACAACUAGUCUCCUAUCAGACUGGCUGUCUUUUACUUUAAGGGCCGAUUAGUGUGUUACAGUAUAAUAAGAGUACAACUAGUCUCCUAUCAUAUUGUCUUUUAUAAGAAUUUGUGUUAACUGUA